GAAAAGCUUACCAGUUACCACAUUCACCUUACAACCCUUUCACGAGACUAACGUGCACUCCUCUAAUUUUCAUAUAAGCACCAACCCCACCACACUAGUCUUUUGUUCACUGUAAUUCAACACCCUUACUCCAAUGGCCGAGACACGAGAUGGUGAUAGCACAUCUGGAAAUCGACGUAAAGGCAGGGGAAAGCGUACUAUGGCAACGGUAGAGGCAGAGCCAGUGGUAGCAGCAAUGGCUCCAUGUGGGGCAUGCAAGUUUUUGAGGAGGAAGUGCAUUAAUGGGUGUAUCUUUGCUCCCCACUUUGGCUCGGACCAAGGAGCAGCUCGGUUUGCAGCUGUGCACAAGGUAUUUGGUGCAAGUAACGUAUCAAAGCUCUUGUUGCAUAUACCAGUGCACCAAAGACACGAUGCUGUGGUUACAAUAUCAUAUGAAGCUCAGGCCAGGUUGUCCGACCCAGUUUAUGGUUGUGUGUCCACUGUACUUGCUUUACAACAGCAGGUGGCAUCUCUGCAAGCCGAGCUGGCUAUGGUGCAAACACAACUUAUAAACAGUAGGUUUGCAUUCGCAAAUUCCCUUCAGAACUCGCAACAACAACAGCGGCAAAACAUUGCAGUGCUGCAACCAGCGUAUUCUAACAACUCUUCUGCUUCCAAUAACCUCAUCAGCAUGAGUGCCUUCACCUCAAAUUUCGACAUUGUAGCAGAGACUGCACCAUCCCCACACAGCUUAGAGCCUUUGCAGCUUUCAAGACCGUCCCAAGAUGAGGAAGAAGACGAGGAAGAGAGUCACAUUCCGCAUGUGUUUGGCAAUGAGAUACUACAUCGGAGUUGACUUCCACAAUUAUCUUUUUGCUUAUUAUAGCUCCUUGCACUCACACACACAUAUUCAUGCACAAUUACCUGCUUUUAUGAUAAUGCCAUGUUAGCUAAUUGGUGCAUCUUAGAACUGUCAACAUUUUCAUUGGGAAAAGCAAAAAAAAAAAAAAAAAAAAAAAUUUACAUGUUG
This is a messenger RNA of Quercus lobata, 1009 nucleotides long. RefSeq names its product LOB domain-containing protein 20 (gene LBD20). The coding region runs from base 134 to 835 and encodes 233 amino acids. The record is from RefSeq and is a predicted model, not a curated record. Gene Ontology annotation, biological process: positive regulation of DNA-templated transcription; hormone-mediated signaling pathway. Gene Ontology annotation, cellular component: nucleus. The transcript is spliced from 2 exons. NCBI's taxonomy places the organism in Eukaryota, Viridiplantae, Streptophyta, Magnoliopsida, Fagales, Fagaceae.